Dovyalis caffra is the source of this 702-nucleotide messenger RNA. The record is from the annotation of a GenBank genome assembly. Lineage: Eukaryota; Viridiplantae; Streptophyta; Magnoliopsida; Malpighiales; Salicaceae.
AUGAACUUGAUAUCAGGAUCCCUAAUUGAUGAAAUUGGAGAAUAUUUUACCCACCCUAGGAGUAUUCCUAGUCAUCUUGCCAGUGCUGUCUCUGCUCAACCUGGUUUCCUUGUUUGGGAUGCUGUAAAGUUGCACACAUUUGGCGGAGGAAAGGAGGAGAAUCCUUACCUUUAUUCAUUGCCCUAUUUUAGAAUCAUCCCUUCAGUCUCCCUAUCAAUACUCAUUGGGAUGGUAUAUGCAGUUGUCGCUCCUUUGCUGCUUCCAUUUCUUGUUGGCUACUUCUAUCUGGGCUACAUGGUAUAUGUCAACCAGAUUGAAGAUGUCUAUGAAACUGUUUAUGAGACAUGCGGAGAAUAUUGGCCAUACGUUCAUCACUAUAUAUUCGUCGGAAUCAUUCUUAUGCAAAUCACUAUGAUUGGUCUUUUUGGGCUGAAGUCAAAACCUUCUGCUUCCAUAGCCACAAUUCCACUGUUAGUGCUUACUGUAAUGUUCAACGAGUACUGCAAGAUCCGUUUUCUUCCUACAUUUCGCCAUUAUUCUGUUAAGGAUGCGGUUGAACAUGAUGAACUAGAUAACAAGUUUGGUCAACUGAAAGUGAAUUGUGAGAAUGCCAAAAGUGCCUAUUGCUACCCCACUUUGCAAUCGGUGAACUUCAUGGCAUCAAAGUCUAGUUCCACGCAGCCAUUGGUUUCUUCAUUGUGA